Messenger RNA from Brassica rapa (field mustard), 2954 nucleotides. Its product is annotated as probable inactive leucine-rich repeat receptor-like protein kinase At1g66830. Gene Ontology annotation, molecular function: protein binding; ATP binding; protein kinase activity. The record is from RefSeq and is a predicted model, not a curated record. Lineage: Eukaryota; Viridiplantae; Streptophyta; Magnoliopsida; Brassicales; Brassicaceae. Gene Ontology annotation, biological process: protein phosphorylation.
UUUAUAGAAUCUCAGUUCAUGUUAUAGUUGGAGUUUACUCUGAAUUAGACAACUCUUGUUUGAUUGAAUUGUUACUUAUUUCCAUGUGUUAAAAAGACAACCCUAGGAGAAAUGUUUGGUCAUGACUUGUGAAAAACACUUCAAGUAUGUUUUGCCAAAAAAAAAAAAGUAUGUUUUCCCCAAAAAAGUAUCUUUUUCCCAAAAAAAAAAGUAUGUUUCUCCAAAAAAAGGUAUGUUUUCCAUGUAAUUUUAUUGUGUUUUCCAUGUUGUGUGUUAACUAUAAUACUUCCAGAAAACUAGCCAGAUUGCUUCAGACUCCAAAUAAAAUAAAUAAAAAUCUAAAAACGUAUAUGAAAAAAAGAUCGUACCGACUUAAAAUUAAAUUGACCGCCACAAUAAUUUUUCUGGUGGAGAUUUGACUUUAUGAUUUGGAAGCUAAUAAGCGUCAAUACAUCUCCCCACCACUAAACAACUAGAAACUAGAAAGCUGUUCCUCAUUACAUUACGUGCUCCCAUACUGUUCCAAUCAUCGCCUCAAUCCCCGCUAGUUUAUUCAAAUACUGUUCAAAAAUACCAUAUUCUGUAGAAAAGUAUGCGGUUAUAUUGUAUUUUUGCUGGUAACUUUCUUCAACAACAACAAAAAAACAAAAAUCUUUAAAUGUUAGAGAUGAAAAUGAAUUACAACUGUUGACUUGGAAAAACUAGGCCAGUCCAGCGUACAGCAACUCUAUAUACUUUCUUCGUUUUAGGAGCCAAGCUUUACCUAAUUCAGAAUAGUUUCUCUUUAGAGAUGGCUCAAUUAUUUCUCAUUCUCUGCUUUUUGCUAACUCUUUUCAUUUCCAUGGCUACGUCUCUAAACGAUCAAGGCCUUGCUCUUCUUUCCUUUAAGCAAGCCUUACUAAACCAGAAAGACUACUCUGUCUUAACCACUUGGAACUCCUCAGAUUCAAACCCUUGUUUUUGGCUAGGCAUUACAUGUAAUAAAGAUCUGAGAGUUGUCUCAAUUCGUCUUCCCAAUAAAAACCUUUCCGGUUCUCUUCAUCCUUCUAUUGGAACCCUCUUGUCCCUUCGACACAUUAAUCUCAAAAACAAUAAGUUCCAAGGAAAGUUACCUGCUGAGCUCUUUGCACCAGAAGAGCUUCAAAGCUUGGUGCUUUCCGGAAAUUCGUUUUCCGGGUUUGUUCCAGAAGAGUUAGGGAGGCUGAAGAGUCUGAUCACUUUGGAUCUUUCAAAGAAUUCUUUCAACGGUUCAAUACCUUUGUCGCUUCUUCAAUGCAAGAAGCUGAAGACGCUUGUUCUAAGCAACAACAACUUCUCUGGAGAUCUUCCAACCCGGUUCGGUUCUAGUUUGGUUCAGCUCCGGACGCUAAAUCUUUCUUUCAAUCGGUUAAGAGGAACAAUUCCAGAAGAUAUAAGUAAUCUGAAGAACCUGAAAGGUACUCUUGAUCUUUCUCACAACUCCUUGUCAGGUAUGAUUCCAACAAGCCUUGGAGAUCUCCCGGAGGUUCUCUAUGUUGAUCUUUCUUACAAUAAUCUCAGUGGUCCGAUACCACAAUCUAACGUCCUGUUGAACGCCGGUCCAAAUGCUUUCCAAGGAAACCCUCUGCUCUGUGGAAUACCCACAAAGGUUUCUUGCGAAACAAGAAACACACAAAUAAUCCCUUCUCAACUAUAUACACAAAAAGCCAACCAUCAUUCUAGAUUUUGCACCAUCCUUACAGCCACCGGAUGCACAGUAGCUGGAAUCAUCUUUCUUGUUUCAUUAUUCAUCUACCAUCUCCGAAAAGCAUCCGCGGCUCGUGCAGACAAAGAUCAAAACAACCGAACAAGUCAUUCAGAGAAGAAGACAAUGCAAGAGUUUCUCUGUUUCAAAGGAAACUCAGCAUCCGAGGCGCUAGAUGAGAUCAAAACUCAACAGGUUUUCAUGCCAAUGGACCCGGAGAUUCAGUUUGACCUAGACCAGCUUCUGAAAGCGUCUGCUUUUCUGCUAGGAAAGAGCAGGAUAGGGCUUGUCUACAAAGUUGUUCUUGAAAACGGGCUAAUGUUAGCCGUUAGAAGAUUGGAGGAUAAAGGUUGGCUAAGGCUCAAAGAGUUUCUGGCUGAUGUCGAAGCAAUGGCUAAAAUCAAGCAUCCGAAUGUCUUGAAUCUACAAGCUUGUUGCUGGUCUCCUGAAGAGAAACUCCUAAUCUAUGAUUACAUACCAAAUGGCGACCUUGGCUCUGCUAUUCAAGGUAGACCAGGUAGCUUGUCAUGCAAGCAACUUUCUUGGCCGGUUCGGUUAAGAAUAUUGAGAGGAAUCGCAAAAGGAUUGACGUACAUUCAUGAGUUCAGCGCCAAGAGAUACGUCCAUGGAAACAUAAACUCCAGCAACAUACUUCUCGGACCGAAUCUUGAACCGAAAAUUUCAGGUUUCGGUUUGGGGCGCAUUGUCGACAUGCCUUCUUCAGACAUUAGAUCGGAUCAGAUCUCUCCGAUGGAGUCGCGCUCACCAAGCGUCUCAAGAGAAGCAUAUUACCAAGCUCCUGAAGCUUCCAAGAUGACUAAACCGUCUCAGAAAUGGGACGUGUAUUCAUUCGGUUUAGUGGUACUCGAAAUGGUAACCGGGAAAUUUCCGGUUAUGCAGAUGAGUAGUUCAGAGACCGAUUUGGUUAUGUGGGUUGAAGCAGCUGCUGAGAGAAAUAAACCGAUUUGGUAUGUUCUUGACCCGGUUUUAGCUAGAGAUAGAGACAUGGAAGACAGUAUGGUUCAAGUGGUCAAAAUCGGAUUAGAUUGUGUAAAGAAGAGUCCAGAUAAAAGACCAAUCAUGAGAAAUGUCUUUGAGAGCUUCGAGAAACUGGCAUCUUCAAUUUGAAAUUACUGUGUUUCGUUUUUUUUUUGUUCAACAGAAUAACUAAUUUAUCAUGCAUGAUAUAUUUGAUGUAACUAUCGUCAUUAUGUUUAUGUGUAUCUUUCAU